AUAUAUGGAUAUAAUGGUCAUCACUGUCUAUCUAAAGACGCGGCAGCGUUAGAUUUUAUUGGUAAGUACUAUUUUUGCAUAUUCUGAAUUAAUAUUCUAAUAUUCUCUAGAUUACUUCAUGAGUUGCAAAAAAUUCCUAUAAACGGACGAGUGAGCGGCGCGAACGAGUGAGUUUUAUAGGAAUUUUUCACAACGAGUGCAUAAUAAAAAUCGUACAAGCGAACCAACCAUCAAGUAAUUUGUUUAGUUUAUGAGUUAUUAUAUAUUCAAUUCAAACUUUCAAAAAUAUAUAAUGCGCAUCAAAAAGUACAAUAAUACAACAACUUCAAUUUAUACACACAAGAAAAAGAAAAAUGUUUACAAUUUUCGUAGUGUUUAUUGUUUCGUAUUUUGUUACAACAACUUUUUCUUCAAGUAUUUCUCGAAGCUGGCAAACUUAGAACGUAGAGAACUAUAAGUUCGUAUUCUCCGUUCUUAUCUUUCUUAUAGACAGAAAUAAUAAAUUCGCAUUGAAAAGUCCUAGAUUCUUCGCGAUUCGCUUUUCGAUGAUAUACAUUCUUGUAGAAGUCCAAUGUGCAUGCAGUGUGCUUUUUUCUUGUAUUAUUAUUCUCCUGCAUGAUGUUCAAUGAAUUCGCUUACGAAUGGUGUAGUGUAUCUGCGAAUCGUGAAGCCAUUACAAACUAAAAGUCGAACGAAACUGAUUGUUGCUGUCUUGUCGAAUUUUAAAGCUGGCCGCCGAUGCAAUUUUCCCUUUCGUAAACGGUCGUUACCAUCCGGAACUGGCGUUACCAUCCCGAGUCUUAUAGAAUUCUUGGUAAGCAGAGCAAAAUUCCUCGUUGUCCCAUGCUGUUCCGCUUCUUUGUCUGUUGUCCUUGCGGACAUGCUUGCUGGUUUUGACGAGUUAAUAAAUUCUGCUAUUAGCGAAUGUGAUAUCGAUUCUCAGAGUAUUCCAUUGUUAAAUGUUGAAAAAGAACGCAUAGAAGCUAAUCUUCUGGAGAAGUUGCCGGAGGAUUACUGUUAUAAGUUCAAUCUUUCAGUUAUUAAUGAACAGAAAUCGUCCUUCCAAACUGAAGACAGAACUACCGAGAAUGUUCAUCCCUGGUUAAUCGAAUUUCAAACCAUCAAUUCCAUCACUCUGAAAGUAAAAACAAAGAAAAAGCCAACAACAGGAUAUCUUACCAGACUUAUUACCGGUGUCCACAUAACACUAGACGAUGGAGCCCAAACAAAGAUCCUCAGAGAAAACAACAGAAAAAUCCAGCAGCCAGAGUGA
Molecule: messenger RNA, 1273 nt
Organism: Paramuricea clavata
Lineage: Eukaryota; Metazoa; Cnidaria; Anthozoa; Malacalcyonacea; Plexauridae
Source: the annotation of a GenBank genome assembly